This is a messenger RNA of Naegleria gruberi, 1236 nucleotides long. RefSeq lists its product as uncharacterized. Gene Ontology annotation, molecular function: metalloaminopeptidase activity. Lineage: Eukaryota; Heterolobosea; Eutetramitea; Acrasida; Naegleriidae. The record is from RefSeq and is a predicted model, not a curated record. The coding region runs from base 1 to 1236 and encodes 411 amino acids. Gene Ontology annotation, biological process: proteolysis. The transcript has 2 exons.
AUGAAAUUCCUCAUGGAAAUGCAAAAGAAGAAUGAAAAGGAAACAGUCAAACAACAACAACAAUCGAAUGGAUCAUCGAAAAAACAAACCACCAAACAACCAAAAGAUUGGCCUUCCGAACAAACUCAACCAGAACCUACAGUCCCAAUCAAGUAUUUAUUCAAGGAUGAGAAAUUCCCACAGGGUGAAAUUUGUGAAUUAGGAACCUAUGAUUAUAAAACCAAGAGAUUUCAUCCUUCCGAAUUGAAGGAAGGAGCACAAGAAAAGGAUGAAAAAUUACAAGAACGUCUCCAGGAGGCUAGACAUGCUGCUGAAGUUCACAGAACUGCUAGAAAAUGGUUCAAGACUAUUGUUAAACCUGGAAUGAAAGUUAUUGAUGCUGCUGAAACUUAUGAAAAUAAGGUUAGAGAAUUAUUGGAAGCUGAUAAGAAAAAGUCUGGACUUGCUUUCCCAUUGGGUUGUUCAUUGAAUCAUGUUGCUGCUCACUAUACACCAAAUAGUGGAGAUGAAACUGUUAUUGGAAAGGAUGAUGUGAUUAAAUUCGAUUUGGGAACUCAUGUUAAUGGUACAAUUAUUGAUUCUGCAUUCACAAUGUGUUGGAAUGAUCAAUAUCAACCAUUAUUGGAUGCUGUCAAAGAUGCCACUAAUAUGGGUGUUAAGGCUGCUGGUAUUGAUGUCAGAUUAGGUGAUGUUGGUGCUGCCAUUCAAGAAGUUAUGGAAUCUUAUGAAGUUACAAUUAAUGGAAAGACUCACAAGGUUAGAAGUAUUGAAAAUUUGUGUGGUCACUCUGUUGAAAGAUAUCGUGUCCAUGCUGGUAAAUCAGUUCCAAUUGUUGCUACUGAAGAAAAUACCAAGAUGGAAGAAAAUGAAUUUUUCGCUAUUGAAACUUUCGGUUCUACUGGUAAGGGUUACAUCAAUGAAGAAGGUGUCUGUUCACAUUAUGGCAGAGAAUACACAUACAAUGGUGAUGGUUCUGAAUUGAGAAAUAAGGAUUCUAAAGAUUUACUCAAAGUUAUCAAUGAAAACUUUGGAUCCAUUCCUUUCUGUCGUAGAUACUUGGACAGAAUUGGCCAAAAGAAAUAUCUUACUGCUCUUCGUGAUUUGGUAAACAAUGGUAUUGUCAAUGAAUAUCCACCAUUGGUUGAUGUUAGAGGUUGUUACACUGCUCAAUUCGAGCAUACUAUUUUCUUGAGACCAACCUGCAAGGAAGUUUUGAGUAGAGGAUCCGACUAUUAA